GUUUGUAUCUACUUGCUGCUGCUGCUGCUCUCUCUCAAUUACCAAAAUAACCUCUUCAAUUCAAUUUUCUUAAACGCCACCAACAAAACAAACACACAUAGAUUAAAGCAUACAGAUAGAAACUAGAGAGCCAAUGAAGAAAUAUCUCUUUUGAGCUUUCACUCUCUAUCUCUUUAUCUCUUAACCAUGUUAUUGACAAGGAACAUAACCUUAACUCCUUCAAAUAUAUGUGUUUCUUGAUCUGGGUUUUAACAAUCUUUCUUUCUCCAGAUCAUAGUUUUUCUAAAGUUUGAAAGUUUCAUUUCUUUUUUUUUUUUUUUUUCAUUCCAAGUUUUUAACUUUCUCAAAUAAACUAACACUGAAAAGAGAAAAAACCCAUCUGGGUUUUUCUGUUUUUCAGUAUGUUUGCUUGGUUUGAACAGAUUCAAAGUAAUGGGUUUCUUGUUAAAGAUGCAUAUUGACUUCAGUUAAUUUCAGAUUGCAACUUUAUUUGUAAGAGAGCUUUUCAUUAGUUGAGUUUAAAAUUAUGGGUAGAGGUAGAGGAAAAGGAAAGAAGUUGACUGUUAGCAACCAUGAGGAUGCUGGAAGUGGUGAAGAGGAGAAAAUUCCUGCACAAAAGAGAAGAGGAAGGCCACAAAAACCAUUAAAAGACGAAAUUGAUGAAGAAGAAGUUGAAAAAGUAGAAGAAGAGGAUGGUGAGAAUGGAAAAGCUGGUAUCACAAGCAAAGAGAGAAAGAGUCCCUCUACUGCAGAGAAUGGAAAAAAGAGAAAACGUAACUCCUUGGUAAAAGAGAAGCCUGAUUCAGUCAAAGAAGAGAAUGGCAUUGGCACCAGAUCAAGCACCGAUGACUCGUCAAAGUCUAAUGGUUUUCGGCAAAAUGGGAGUAGGCGGAAAAGUAAGCCACGUCGGGCAGCUGAAGCAGGUGUUGAGUGCAAGUGAGAUUGUGGUGCUUAUUGCUAUGGGUCUCUUCUUUUUCACUUUGCCAGAUACAUUAUGAGAUAGGAAGUGAGGCCUAGUAAAUCUCUAGUCAAUAUUGCAUUCCGGUAAUUGUUUCUUUUGAUUUUGGCGAUUCCCUAUCUUUAAUUCCUUCUCUAUUUUAUUUGGUUUUGGAGUUUUGGAACUGAUUCUGCUGGUUGUAAUUUUUUGAUAAUGCUACUAUAUUCCAUGUCAUCACUGGCUUCUUGUAUUAUAUCAUCUGGAUAGCAAUGCCAAGCUCUUCUUUUCACUUUAUUUUCUCAGUUAUUUGCGAUUGGUAUAGUAUGAGGUAGGUACAUAUUAACUUGUGCAACUAAUGGAUAACAUUAAAUAUUAUUUUCCCUUAAUUCUCAAAAUUUGUCUAAUGAUAUAAGAAUCUAUUCUGUUGCUAUUUAAAUUGUGUUUAUGUUCUUUAUGUAGAUAGGUAUUAGAAAUAAUUAUGAUAUUUCUGCUUAAAACCUUUUCUUAUCUAGUGCACUAGGGCUAUAUAGCUUCCCCUGUAUUCUCCUAAAUGCUUAAUUUUGCAGUCAAACUUUUACGAACAUGAUUAUCAGUUAUGCUUUGCUCUCAUGACAUUCAACUGUUUCUUACUAAUUUUUUAACUUGGUGUGGAUAGACAGUUUCUUAAUUUUCCCCUCUUCCUGAGGAGAACCGAGGAAGUUGCAUUUUAGUCAACAGGAUGUGGCCGGUUCUCAAAUAUGUAGCCAUAAACUGGUAGUUUUAGGCAUGAAAAUUUUAAUUAGAACAUAUCAAAAUAGUUCAUUUGCUUACUAUGUGUUCAUUGAAUUUUGGCUGCAUUUGAUUUUGGAAGGACUGUGAGGACCUUGAGUUCUGUCUGAAUGGUAAGCCUGUAGCUUCUUCAAGUUUCUUGAGGCCAAUGCCUUAUGCCGCCAUGGGCUGUGACUGGAAAGAUACAUCAAAUAUGUUUGUGGAUGUCUCUUUUUUUUUUUUUUUGUGUGUGUUUUAUGGUAAUUCAUUGCUCGUAGUGCUGCUAGAUACAAGGGCUGUAGAUUAUGUCACUAAGAGAAUUAUUUUGAUUAUUUUCUCUGAAAUUUACUAAUUUUCUUCAAAUCACUAAUCUUUUAUCUUGGAGUUUUAAAAAAUCAUAGUUUUUCUACUUUUCUCAAUUUUUCUUGUUUUGCAUAAUGUUUAAAGUGCCAACAUGAUCUUUGAGCAAAGGCUCUUCAUAAAUGUUUGAACUUUUGUGUUGGUAGACUAUUUCGGUUGAUAUAAAUAUUCUCUGCUGUAAAAGGUCCUGGAGAUCCGCCAUUAAUUAUUUGUUGGGGCUAGACUAGUUGCUAAGCCAUGAAAUGACAAACUGCACCGUAAGUAUAAAGCCUUUUAGAAUUUAGACUGUUUUGAAUAUGAUUGCAUGGCAUACAUAUGGGCAAUUGCACCUGCAUGUCACAUACUUUGCAGGUACAUAUGAAUAUACAUACAUACACACAUACAUACAUACAAUACAUAGAUAUUGAUUAUCUUCAAUCAGUUAGGCUUGCACCUUUGCUUGUUGGAAGAUGAGAAGUUAAUUGGUGCCUGAAACGUGCUUCCAUGAUAAUUGCAAGAUUGUUUUGGAAAAUGCUUGUAAGCUUGACCAUUGAGAGCAGGCAAGGAAUAUGUAGGGAACUUAUCUAGAUGAAAGGAACAUUUACAACACUGGUUUUAAAACAAGAGGUCUAGGGUUCUUGCUGUUGUUCUUGCAUUUGAGGGAUCCAUUUAGGUUGCAUGCUUUUGUUUGUCUUUUUGUUUGUUUGUUUAUUUUUUGGGUAGGAGUGGAAUGUUUUCUACUAGAUUGUCAUGACUGAAGCUCGCCGGAACUCAUCAGCUGUAUAUUGUGGAUUAAUGUCAGUUUAAAAUAAGUGGACUAGUACUUGUUAUUUCUUUUUUUUAUCAGAUUUCAUUUUGCCUAUAAAUAAAGUUGACAACCCGAAUCUUAGUUUCAUACAGCCAUUCUUAAGAGGUAGUAUUAAGUAGAUUUAAUUUUCAAACCUUAAUGCCUGCAAUCCCUUCCCCUACAAUUUCCUUUGUACCAAAAAAAAUUGCAAGGUGAAGAACUUUGUUUCCUUUCUAUCUGAGGUCAGGUACUUUUUCAAUAAAAAUGCCAAUAAAUUUGCCAUUUCAAAUCUUUAAAUAAGGUGGCAUUUAGAUUUCUCAUAACAGAGUACACCCUGUACAUACAUUGCCGUGUUUUAGUUAAAUUUGAUAGCUGUCUACUUGACUUUAAGCAUAAUAAUCCUCAAGUCUUUUUCAACUUUUAUAGGUAGGUUUUAAUUGGAGAACUUUGCUGCAUGUUCAAAUUUCAAUAUUAAAUAUGAUGUGAAAAAUGAUUUAGCUGUCGUAUUUUAAUGCAUGCAAGGCCAGGCCAAGGCAUGACAUGCUUUUUGGUGCUGUCUGCCAACAUAUUGGACCCAUUUAUAUCCAAGUACAUUCAAUAGUUUAUAAGUGGCUGCUUGGGGGGAGCAUGAAGGAAAAUUAUUAAAAUUUAUUUGCCAACAAGAUAGAUGAAUUCUGUCCACCAAGAGAGCCAAGGAAUUAGAGAGUGCUAUCUUGAAAUGGCUGGUUCAUUUACACUUAAGUAUACCUAUCAAUUUGGUGGGUCGGGUCAAUUUAGUUCGGAUCAUUUCAGGUUUUAAAAUAAUAAGAUCAAUUUUGAGUUGGGUAAUUUUGGUUUUUUGAAUUAUUUUGGGUUCAGACUAUUUUUUAUUUAGG
Durio zibethinus is the source of this 3685-nucleotide messenger RNA. RefSeq lists its product as uncharacterized. The record is from RefSeq and is a predicted model, not a curated record. NCBI's taxonomy places the organism in Eukaryota, Viridiplantae, Streptophyta, Magnoliopsida, Malvales, Malvaceae.